CUCUUUUGGGACCCUCUGCGUCUUUAUCUAUAACUUUUUGUCCUUGUUUCUUUGCAGCUAUAUCGUCUUCCUUUCUUCUUCAACAGCCUCUUUCGUUUGUUAUAUAUUUGUUAAAUUGAUUGAUUAAUGUCUACUUCUUCGUCGUCUGACAAUGGUGGAAAUGGGAAUGGAAGUGGUAGAGGGAAUGGGAGUGGUAGAGGGAAUGGGAGUGGUAGAGGGAAUGGUAGCGGAGUAAGAGGAGAAUACGAAGGGCCACCAAGGACUCGUCCACGUACCAUUAACGAGGUCUGGCCUGAGCCUUUUCUAGAGGCUCUUGCUGCCCAGGUUGCCAUUGAUGCUUCUCGCAUUUUUGGCCGACUCGCCGCAGCUCAAGCUCUUGCCAAUGUGUUUCAGGUGUGUUCCACAUGGCGUGCCGUCUCUCGCUCCGAUCUCCUUUGGCGCCGUCUCUCUAGCCGUAUCUGGGGCCGCACUCACCUCCUCCAUGAUACGUGGCAUGAUGAGUAUAUUUACCGUCAUCGCACCGCUAGGAACUUCCGUACCGGUACAUCAUCCCAUUUUAACCUUCAUUUUGAUCCUGCUGAUGUCGACGACCCCAACGAUCCCGACGCUCUCAUGUGCCGCUGCCUUGCUCUUUCAGACAAAUACCUAGCCUGUGGCUUCGCUAACGGUGCCGUCCGCCUGUUCGACCUAGACACGCGUCUUCACGCGCGUACCUUCCUCCCCCAGCACCGUGACCGCCUGGGCCGAUUCUCCCGCGCUGUCUCAGGCAUCAUCAUUAACGAUGCCCAGUUAGUUUUUGCUACAUUAGAUGGGGACAUCCAUGUGGCAAUUAUAACCAGCAACGCAGCCCCACGUAGGGUCCACUUUGGUGACGUGGUGACUGACGGAGCACUGGUACACUUCACGGGUCGUGGGCAAUGGUGGGUGGGCCUUCAUGCUGGAGUUCCAGGCCGGGCCUUUCACAUAUGGGAUGGAAACACCGAACAACUCACUUACGUUGGGGGGUUACUGACGGAUCCGGACUCAGUUAGAGGUUGGCACACAUUAACCGAGUUGACCGAGUUAGUGGGUCGAGUAAGGGUUACGAACCAUGAAACGGCGGUGGCAUGCACGAGUAUGAGGCUGGUGGUAUUUAAUCUGCGAAACCCAGAGAUAAUACUGCAGCAGGAGGAGCCCAGGAGAGGACUCAUAGUAGGGUGUUUCGAUUUGUGGAACGAUGCUUACGUGGCGGUGGACAACAGAGGCCUGGGUAUCGUGCGCCGGGUGAGUACAUUUCAGGAGAUGUGCAGGUUUAAUGUGAGGCCACAUAGGGGGGCGAUAGGGUGCAUUAACGGAGGGUACGCGCUAAUAUGCGCAGGGGGUGUAACAAGAGUAUGGGAAAUAGAGCAGCGUGAAGGAGAAGAGCUAGGAGAAUUACGAGAGUAUCUGUACAAUUUGCGAGAGAGAGUAGGAGAGGUCAACGCCCUAGUGGCUGAUGAUAGACACGUGGCAGCAUCAUCAAGAGAGGGGUCUAUACACGUAUGGGACUUUGGGGCACAGUAGUAGGCGUAGGAACAGGACGAGUAGGGUGAAAGACUAAGAAUAACAAUGGCUGACUUUAGGAAAGAAGAGUUUGAGGGAUGCGGAUGGGCGUGUGAUACGCUGUUUCUCUGUCGCAGUCUCUCUCUAUCUCUGUGUGUUUAUGUUAGAAGAUGGUGAUUUGUAGUUCUAAUGCCGGGACUGGCACGGCUGGUGGACAGACUUCGAGCUGUUCCUUUACUGGUGCUUCCAUUAAUUUGCAAUUGUGACCUUUACCCAUUUGUUUCGAUCAAUAUUUGCAUCAUUCGCUCAUAUGGAUUUGGGUUUUGUCUUCCUUUUAAUGUUCUUGCCACCUUUUCGUUUGUAAUAUGAUAUUAAAGAGGAUGCCUACUUAUUUCAAGAUGAUUUA
Messenger RNA from Manihot esculenta (cassava), 1927 nucleotides. Its product is annotated as transcriptional regulator STERILE APETALA. Lineage: Eukaryota; Viridiplantae; Streptophyta; Magnoliopsida; Malpighiales; Euphorbiaceae. The transcript has 2 exons. The record is from RefSeq and is a predicted model, not a curated record. Gene Ontology annotation, molecular function: protein binding. The coding region runs from base 127 to 1542 and encodes 471 amino acids. Gene Ontology annotation, cellular component: preribosome, large subunit precursor.